AUGCAACUGGGGGAGCAACUCCUAGGCGGUUCUGCUAAUCUGCCGGGCGCCCCGUUUUAUCCGCUGGAAGCCGCGGGCGGGAGAGCCGGCGGUACCACGCGACACCUCAACACUGGGUCGCCGCCGCGCCUGGACUUGGAGAAGGGGCCGAAAAAGUUCGGAGGCGCCUCUGGGCCGGCAGCGAGCCUGUUAGGUGAGGCCGAGGCGGCGGGCGAGACACCGCCCUUCGUCACUGCCGGCCAGAUGCCAUCCAAGGCGGCGGCCGAGGUCGCGGAUGGCGGGCGCAAGAGCUCUCCGUGUCCAACUGAGGAAGACGUGUUGCCGCCACCACCACCACCACCACCCCCGCCUGCGCGCUACGGUCUAGAUAGCCUGAGUCCUGAGCGGUACUACCUGCAAUCUCCCGGCCCGCAAGCUAGUGCCGAGCUGGGCAGUCCGUGCUCGCUUUUUCCGUACUCUGGGGCGGCCGGGAGCUCGCAGUCCGGCUCCAUUUACCAGGCGCCCAGUGGAGCGCGCUAUCCCUACGGUUCUAUGCUGACGCCGCCGGGCAGCUUUUCGACGGCAGCGGGUAGGACGCCCUUCGCUGCAGCCGCGAGCACGUAUCAGUAUGGCCAAGGCGCACCUCCCGGUGGCCUCUAUAACCCCUAUCCGCCGGCGGCGGCGGCGGGGGGCUCCUGCGGCGGCCUAGGGGGACUGACGAUGCCCGGCGGGGCAGGGGGGCUCCGGGCCCAGGUUUUCCUCUGCAAUCGGCCGCUCUGGCUGAAGUUCCACCGACAUCAAACCGAGAUGAUCAUUACCAAGCAGGGCAGGCGGAUGUUUCCUUUCCUGAGUUUCAACAUAACAGGCCUCAAUCCUACUGCCCAUUACAACGUUUUUGUGGAAGUAGUGCUUGCAGAUCCUAAUCACUGGCGCUUCCAGGGGGGAAAAUGGGUGACAUGUGGCAAAGCUGAUAAUAAUAUGCAAGGCAAUAAGGUUUACAUUCAUCCUGAAUCUCCCAAUACUGGAGCCCACUGGAUGAGACAGGAAAUCUCUUUUGGAAAACUCAAACUUACUAACAACAAAGGGGCUAAUAAUAAUAAUACUCAGAUGAUUGUUCUACAGUCCCUGCACAAAUAUCAGCCUCGUCUCCAUAUUGUGGAAGUGACAGAAGAUGGUGUUGAAGAUAUGAAUGACUCUACUAAAACACAAACUUUCAACUUUCCUGAAACACAGUUCAUAGCUGUUACUGCAUAUCAGAACACUGAUAUCACACAGCUUAAAAUUGAUCAUAACCCUUUUGCAAAAGGUUUCAGGGACAACUAUGAUUCCAUGUACACAGCUUCAGAAAAUGACAGAUUAACUCCAUCUCCUACGGAUUCUCCUAGAUCCCACCAGAUUGUCCCAGGAGCCCGGUACACUGUACAGCCCUUCUUCCAGGAACAAUUUGUCAACAACCUGCCACCAGCUAGAUUCUAUAAUGGUGAAAGAGCUGUACCACAGACAAAUGGCCUCCUCUCUCCGCAGCAAACUGAAGAAGUGACUAAUCCACCCCAGAGAUGGUUUGUCACUCCGGUCCAACAGUCUGGGGCCAACAAACUGGACAUGAAUUCCUAUGAAAGUGAUUACUCUCCAAGUAGCUUACUCUCUUAUGGUAUCAAAUCCCUUCCCAUUCAGACAUCCCAUGCAUUGGGGUAUUAUCCAGAUCCGACCUUUUCUUCUGUGGCUGGAUGGGGAAGUCGAGGCUCUUACCCAAGGAAAAUGUCUACCGGUUUACCUUGGACCUCAAGAACAAGCCCUCCGGGUUUCUCCGAAGACCUCCUUUCAAAAGAAAAAGUGAAAGAAGAAAUGGGGUCAUCUUGGAUUGAGACACCUCCAUCCAUAAAAUCUCUAGAUUCAAAUGAUUCUGGAGUUUAUACUGGUGCUUGUAAAAGGCGGCGACUGUCCCCAAACAGCUCCAGCAAUGAAAACUCUCCAACAAUGAAAUGUGAGGAUAUUAAUGCUGAGGACUAUGGCAAAGAUGUUUCUAAAGGCAUGGGCUACUAUGCUUUUUAUACCAGUUCUUAA
Protobothrops mucrosquamatus (brown spotted pit viper) is the source of this 2043-nucleotide messenger RNA. It is a transcript of the gene EOMES, whose product is annotated as eomesodermin. Gene Ontology annotation, biological process: positive regulation of DNA-templated transcription; regulation of transcription by RNA polymerase II; mesoderm formation. Gene Ontology annotation, molecular function: RNA polymerase II cis-regulatory region sequence-specific DNA binding; DNA-binding transcription factor activity, RNA polymerase II-specific. NCBI's taxonomy places the organism in Eukaryota, Metazoa, Chordata, Lepidosauria, Squamata, Viperidae. The transcript is spliced from 6 exons. The record is from RefSeq and is a predicted model, not a curated record. Bases 1 to 2043 code for a protein of 680 amino acids. Gene Ontology annotation, cellular component: nucleus.